Danio aesculapii is the source of this 2533-nucleotide messenger RNA. Its product is annotated as gastrula zinc finger protein XlCGF57.1-like. Gene Ontology annotation, molecular function: RNA polymerase II cis-regulatory region sequence-specific DNA binding; DNA-binding transcription factor activity, RNA polymerase II-specific. The record is from RefSeq and is a predicted model, not a curated record. Lineage: Eukaryota; Metazoa; Chordata; Actinopteri; Cypriniformes; Danionidae. The transcript is spliced from 3 exons. Gene Ontology annotation, cellular component: nucleus. Gene Ontology annotation, biological process: regulation of transcription by RNA polymerase II. The coding region runs from base 50 to 1267 and encodes 405 amino acids.
GACGUCAUAAGGCUGCGACAAUCCAGCGCUGUGAUUCAACUGGAGAAAGAUGGCGUUUAUUAAAGAGGAGAGUGAGGAUGUGAAGAUUGAAGAAACAUUCACAGUCAAACAGGAAAAUCUGCAGGAACAAACAGACCUAAUUGAAGAGAAUGAGGGGAGGAAAGAGGAGGAACAUCAUGUGAAAAUUGAGGAAAAAACUCUUUUACAGACUGAUGGUAUUUUGAAAAGGAGAGAUAAGAAUCGUUUCACCUGCACUCAGUGUGGAAAGAGUUUGGCAAGCAAAAGCAAACUUAGGAUUCACAUGAUGAUCCACACUGGAGAGAAACCAUUCACUUGCACUCAGUGUGGGAAGAGUUUCAGCCAAUCAUCAUCCCUUAAUAAACACAUGAUGAUCCACACUGGAGAGAAACCAUUUACUUGCACUCAGUGUGGGAAGAGUUUCAUCCACUCAUCAUCCCUUAAACUACACAUGAUGAGUCACACUGGAGAGAAACCAUUCACAUGCACUCAGUGUGGGAAGAGUUUCAGCAUAUCACCAUCCCUUAAUCUACACAUGAGGAGCCACAGUGGAGAGAAACCAUUCACAUGCCCUCAGUGUGGGAAGAGUUUCAGCCAAUCAUCACACCUUAAUCAACACAUGAGGAUCCACACUGGAGAGAAACCAUACACAUGCACUCAGUGUGGGAAGAGUUUUAACUGCUCAUCACACCUUAAUAAACACAUGAGGAUCCACACUGGAGAGAAACCAUACACAUGCACUCAGUGUGGGAAGAGUUUUAACUGCUCAUCACACCUUAAUAAACACAUGAGGAUCCACACUGGAGAGAAACCAUACACAUGCACUCAGUGUGGGAAGAGUUUCGGCCGUUCAUCAUACCUUGAUCACCACAUGAGGAUCCACACUGGAGAGAAACCAUUCACAUGCACUCAGUGUGGGAAGAGAUUCAGCCAAUGGUCCUCCCUUAAUCACCACAUGAGGAUCCACACUGGAGAGAAACUAUUCACAUGCACUCAGUGUGGGAAGAGUUUUAACUGCUCAUCAGACCUUAAUAAACACAUGAGGAUCCACACUGGAGAGAAACCAUACACAUGCACUCAGUGUGGGAAGAGUUUCCGCCAAUCAUCAUCUCUUAAUCACCACAUGAGGAUCCACACUGGGGAGAAACCAUUCACAUGCACUCAGUGUGGGAAGAGUUUCAGCCAAUCAUCAUCCCUUAAUCACCACAUGAGUAUCCACACUGGAGAGAAACCAUUCACUUGCUCUUAAGUCCCGGUCACGCUGGACUUUUCUCAGUUUGUGUGUCAAGUUUCGCAGUUCAUUGCCUUGCAAAGUUCAAGCUUGGUGAACUCUGACCUGUGAAAUCACAUCACUUGAAUGUGUGAAACCAAUCGAAGAUCAAAACAUGACCUCUCUGGACAGAAAUUUUAAAAUAUGGACCAAUCGCUCACUUUUUUAGUGUCUAAUCAUCUUGUUUAAUCCCGCCCCUUUUCGCAGCGCCUUACAACAGAAUUUUGCUUGCUCAAAUUCUAAUGUGACCGCAGCUUCAUUGUGGGAUGAGUUUAAGCAACUCCUCAGACCUUAAUAAAUAUAUGAAGACCCACACUGGAGAGAAACCAUUCACAUGCACUCAGUGCAGGAAGAGUUUCAACCGAUCAGCAAACCUUAAUGAACACAUGAAGAUCCACACUGGUGUGAGAGAGUAUAUGUGCUUGGAGUGUGAGAAGACUUUUGUUACAGCUCCAAAAUUGAAACUGCACCAGACGAUUCACACUGGAGAGACCGAACAAGUGUUCACACUGUGACAAGAGAUUUAAUCAGUUAACACAUCUGAAAACACAAGAGGUUUCACACUGGAGAGAAACUGUACAGAUCAUUCAGCACAGCUUAAGAAACACAUGGACAAAAAGUUGCACACAUGACAUGAAUGCAGCAAAACAUUUUCUCUGUGCACAGGAUGUUUCAUGUCUGAAUAAUGUUUGAAAAGGCUCAGUAUACUGUUUUCCAACACUCCUACACUGCAGUAGGUGGGGUUGUAAAUGUGUCUCGUUUACCGUAAACACAAUGAUGGCGGCUGAGAAAAGAACAGUUUCAUAAACAUCUGGUUAACAGCACCUCUGCGGCUUAAAAUCUCUUUGCAAGUGAUUGUACAGGUGCGGAUACAUCUGUACUCCACUCUUCAGUGUAUUCAUGUAGCCAGUGUUGUUUUAGAUGAUGUUCUCUGUCUGACUCCCUGAUCGAAAAAUCCAGAUUGGAGUAUGUGGUAAAUCCUGAUUGGAUGCCUGCAUUACUCAUUAAUGAGUAUAUAAAAGUUGUUGUGCUAGCUACCCCAGGACACUGUGGCUACUUGGGAGUCCUCAUGUCAAGACCUGCCAUCUCAUUGACUCUUUAAUCUUAUGCACUACUAAUGUCAUCUAGUUAAAGUGUUGUUGUGAUUAUAUCCUAAGUUCUUUAUCUUCAUUAUUAUCCCUAGACAUUUGUUGGUUGCUUUGAUUGAUUGUUCUAUGAGUUACACUUUAUAAUAAAUAAUUUGCA